Molecule: messenger RNA, 957 nt
Organism: Spathaspora passalidarum NRRL Y-27907
Lineage: Eukaryota; Fungi; Ascomycota; Pichiomycetes; Serinales; Debaryomycetaceae
Exons: 1
Coding region: 1-957 (318 amino acids)
Biological process (GO): chromatin remodeling; regulation of transcription by RNA polymerase II
Cellular component (GO): SAGA-type complex; nucleus
Molecular function (GO): transcription coactivator activity; protein binding; chromatin binding
Source: RefSeq, a predicted model, not a curated record
AUGUCAUUAUUGUAUCAACCAUUCACUAAAGCCAUGAUGCAACGAGAUAUACCAGGAUGUCUUACCCCUGAACAACACCUGCAAUUGAACAUCACCAAGGGCAACACUGUAAACACAGACUUAAUUGAGCCACCAUUGUCACCACCAUUAUCGCCAUACCAACGUAAUGCAGUAUUGCACACUGUGGCAUUACCACCACCAGAAUACAGCACCAGAAAGCUGUACAUGUCGACCAACACCCCCUUCAGGAUUGAAAACUACAAGGACUAUAAAUUAACCAUUGCUACUUCAAACAACGACAAAAACAGUAUUUUGAAGUUCAUAGAUAGAUAUUCUCUGAAGGUUAAUGAUGAACGCCAACGAGGCCUCGUCAUGCCAUUGCCUGUACGUAAAUACAAACGAAGAGUAUAUGAAUCAGACAAUGACAUGUCGGAAGAAACUACAAGAAUGAGAACCAGAAGAGUCGGUGGUGGUCCUAAGUCUUUCGACACCGACGAAGAACUUGCUUCCACUCCAUCGCCCAAGAAGAGGAGAAAGCCAGCUACACCAGGCUCACAAUCUCCUUCAUUGGCAUUACAGCAGCAAAUGCUCAUUGAUGAGUCUAUCCCAGAUUACUCACCAGAUGCUAAUGAAACUUUACCCCCAAACAACACCAAGUGUUUGAGGAUAGAAUGGAAGGGCCAACCCAUGGACUUGAGUUCCGAUCCAAACUUGUCAAAAUUACAUCCAGCUGAAGUUGUCCUUGCUAGUAUUUUGAGAUUGCCAGUUGCAGUAUACCUUGAUUCUAAACGCAGAUUAUUUUUCGAAAAAGUGGCCCGCUUAAAAACAGGCAAACAGUUCAGAAGAACCGACGCACAAAAGGCAUGUCGUAUUGAUGUGAACAAAGCCUCAAGAUUAUUUGCCGCUUUCGAAAAAGUUGGUUGGUUGCAAGAUGAAUUAUUCGAAAAGUAUUUGUAA